This is a messenger RNA of Alligator sinensis (Chinese alligator), 7635 nucleotides long. RefSeq names its product centrosomal protein 85 like (gene CEP85L). Lineage: Eukaryota; Metazoa; Chordata; Crocodylia; Alligatoridae. The record is from RefSeq and is a predicted model, not a curated record. The transcript is spliced from 13 exons. The annotation marks the transcript as partial. Gene Ontology annotation, cellular component: centrosome.
GGCCGGUGCCUGGGCGACGGCGGCCUGCGCAGCUACACGGCCGGCUCAGAUUAUUCUUCAGCGGGAUGGUUGCCUGGUACUGAAUCCUUGUGGCAGGCCACUAACAGUCCAUCAAGCAGUCAAAGUAACCAUAUCAGAAGACACAGUAUAGCUUCUGACAGUGGGGACACAGGCAUUGGUACCUCCUGUUCUGAUAGCUUGGAAGAUCAUUCAACUUCAAGUGGUACUUCCUCGUUUAAACCCAGCCGAUCAUUGGUCUCUAUUCCCACUGCCCAUGUGAUGCCGUCUAAUGCCAGCUCUUCACUUUCCAAACACAGGGAACCUUUCAAGUGUGAUGGUUCAAAAUGGAGUACAAGCCUAUUACGGUCAGGAGGAAGCAGAAAUCAGGGCACACUGGACAACUCUCUGGACAUGAAGGAUGCAAAGCCUGUAAGGAAAUGGUCAUCCUUGUCUAAACUCAGCACACCAGAUACCUGCAGUCAGGAUGAAAGUAUCCAUUCAGAGGACUCCAGGGCUAGUACAGACAGAUCAGGGAGAGACAAGACCAUGUCACCACAAUUAAGGACAAAUGGGCCAAGUUGUUUGCAUACUAGUAUGGAGUUGCUAAAAAUUGAGGAUAAAGAAACAGGGAAAAAACAAUUGUCUUCAUUGGACUGCAAAUACAAAUUUGAAAGUUGCAGCAAAGAUGACUUUGUUUCAGACUCCUCUCAUCGGAGACAUGCCUUAGAUAUGACCUAUAGUGCCUUACCUGAAAGCAAACCCACCACAGCCAGUUGUGAGGCUUUUGGACAAAAAUAUGCAACUUUGCAGUCUGUGAGUGGCGUUCCCAUUCAGCCCUCAGUGAGGACUCAGAUGUGGCUUAGAGAGCAGUUGCAUGCAAAUCCUUUGGACUGUAGGACUGCAGAGGAGUCAUACAGUUUAGUAGCCGGGCAACUGCAGCAGCUUGAAGAACUUAGAACAGGAAGUGAACAGUUUAUGCAGGUUUUGACUGGCUCUUCUCGUCAAGGUUACCCAGCAACAGGGUAUCAGGAUUUACCCAAUUGGGAAUCUCCAAUGAAAAUCAAAGAAGGGUUGCUAAGACAGAAAGAAAUUGUGAUUGAUCGGCAGAAGCAACAAAUUAACAACCUACAUCAGAAGAUAAGGGAGAAUGAAAUAAGAGCUCAGCGUGCCAGACUGAGCCAUUUUGUGAAUUGUGAAGAGUCUUUCAUGACUAAUUUACAGCAACCACAAUAUGAGAGCACAUCACUGCAACCUCAGUUUUCGGAAAGAUCAGUAUCCCACUGUGAGGCGUUUGAGCGAAAGCUUGCAGCAGUUGAGACUAAAGAAUUGCAACUCAAUGAGUACGUUAAACAACUUUCAAACAAAUCUAGUGAGGAUAAAAAGAAGAUGGAAGAGAAACUUAAAACUAGAGACAGAUACAUAAAUAGCCUGAAAAAGAAAUGCCAGAAAGAGUCAGAACAAAACAAAGAGAAACAGAGGCGAAUUGAAACCUUAGAAAAAUAUUUGGCUGACCUGCCAACCCUGGAUGACAUAGAAAGUCAGAGUAAGCAGCUGGAAAUUCUGGAAGAGAAGAACAAGCAGCUCCAAGAAACAGUGGCGGAUUUGGAGAAGAAGCUUGGAGAAGCUAGAGCACAAUGCAGGGAAAAAGAGCUGCAACUAGUGUGUCAGAAAAAAAAAGAAAAAGAAUUGGUUUCAACAGUACAGAGUUUGCAGCAAAAAGUAGAAAAAUGCCUGGAAGAUGGUAUUCGUCUCCCCAUGUUGGACACAAAACAGCUGCAGAGUGAAAAUGAAUGCUUCCGAGAAGAGAAUGAGAAAGCCAGUAAGGUUAUAGACAAUCAACAACAUCAGAUAGCUGGGCUGAUUUUAGAAAUUCAGUCCCUGAAAGAGAAGAUUUUACAAGAUGAAUUAACAGUUCAGAAGAUCACAAAUGAGCUUGAAGAAAAAGAGAAGAAUAUACAGCAGUUAAAUAAGACUUUGCUUGAAAACCAAAGACUCCUGGAAGAGAACGCCUCUUUGAGGGAGCAGAUAUGCCAUGUGGAAGAGUCCAGACAGCCAGUGUCUGCAAAGAUGCCAGUGGCGGAUCAGUUGUUCAAGGAAAUGUCCCAUUGUUUGUUUGACUUGAAAGCACUGUGCAGUAUUCUUACCCAGAGAGCUCAGGGCAAGGAGCCUAACCUUUCCUUAUUGCUGGGAAUCAGAUCAAUGAGCAGUUCGGCUGAAGAGAGUGAGCAUUACCACAGUGGAGAAACUCUUUCCAAGAAACUCUUGGAUGUGUGUCAGUUACGAAAGGAUAUUGAUGAAUUAAGGACAAUAAUAUCAGACCGUUAUGCUCAGGACAUGGGAGACAACUGCAUUACCCAAUGAUAACAUUUUUGCUCUGACAGCAAUGACUACAUUAUUAAAUGCUGCUGCAUUACAGUUCUUUGCAUUUCAAUUGAGGAGCCAUAUUGGAAGAUAGCAAGUUGCAUAUGAGCUGCACAUGGGUGUCUUGGAAGUUUUCAGUGGGCUGUGCAUAUUGAAUCUGGGAAGUGGGCAAAAUCAUUUGAAGAGAGUGGUACAGACUAGAAGAACGUCUUGUUUUCUCCAAACUACUGAACGUAGGACCAAGCUGUGAAGAACGUUCCUAUUAUAGAGAUGUAAAAUUUUGUUUCCUCUCUCAUGGCUUAUUAUAAUUACUUCAUGUGGUUAUAUUGUUUUCUGGAGUCAAAGCAAAGUGUUGGAAAAAGGCACUGUUACUACUGUACUCACAGUUACACAAUAGAGAUCUGAACUCCGCUGUUGUAUUGAAAGGUGGGCGUGACGGGGUCAGGCACCCGUAGGUAUAGAAAUAUGGGUGGUGGAGCCAGAUCAUUCUGCAAAAGUCAUUGUGAUGGAAACUGCACUUGAGAUGGUUGUAGAAAGCAGUCACUCUCCGUAGUGCUCUUUGACCCCGGGCGAUUUUCAGUAACUGAUCACUAAUGUUCAUUUGCAAUUGAUUGGUUCCCUCCACCCUAAGCAUAUGAAUAGAGAAGUUUAAAAUAUCUAUAGGUGCAUGUAGGUUAAUCAUAAGCUGAUAUCAAACCUUUUUUAUGCACCCAUUCUUUAAACAAGGUGUUUAACUAUAUGACAGCUGGGACGCACCCUCACAAACACCAGGACGUGUAAAAUUUAAGACUAGCACUCCCUCAGAAACGGUAACACUGGAGACAUUUUAAAUCACCUCCAUUUUAAAUGUGUACAGCCUGCACAUCAAGGGCCCAGUUCUACACAGUUCCUCCACCAUUUACUUGAAAGGAAGAGCUGUAGGGGUUUUGGCCUCUUGCACGAUCAAGGCCCAAUCCUGUCAGUGCUGCACAAACUCAGAAUGUUAUGUGAAGACUGUAGCAUUUUGCAUGCUCUUUGGGGUCCUAGAUUCCUCUAGUCCUGCAGAGAAGGAUUUUUUUAUUUUUUUUAUUUUUUUUUUAAAGGAGAGAGAUAUGGGAACCCAAAGAUAUUCUUUGAGUUUUAAUCUGCAGUCAGGAGAGCCCCUCUGCAAGCCUGAAGGAAUGUAGUGCUCUCUCUGAGCAGAACUUAGCCUGGCAACUGCAUUCACUUGUUUUUCAGGGGGGAAAAACCACAGCAAAUGAGUUCUCAUUUCCAUGCUGAGCUGGCUCUUACACUGUAUCAUUAUUAAAUAUUGAGUUGAUUCUCAACAAUUAAGAUAAUUAAAAAUGAAAAGGUUUUGAGAGUAAAUAAUAUGCAGCAUGUUUGUGUAAUUAUAACAGCUGAUAGGACAGUGCUUGAUAACCUCAGUUGCUGUGACUGAGAGCGCAGAUCUAUGAUAAAGCAGUUGCAGUCUUAAGUUUCUUUAACAUCAAAAUUGUUAUUUUUAGACAGCAAGAAAUAGCCCAUGGAUAAUCUGGCAGUUUUGACUUUGAAAUUGUCAGUCUUUUGCUUGGUGUUUCAAAAUAGUUUUAAAAAAAUGUAGUAGUUUAAAAAAUUCUGGCCAAUCUUUUCUAACUACUACAUAAUUUUAUUUAUUUAGCAGUUUUUUUUCUUGAUACCUGUACCUACACCCAACCCAGGUCUCUGAAAAUCCAUUUAGUAUUUAUAUUAAUGCUUCACAGUAUUUUUUUUUUUUAAAGAGAUCAUUUACUCAGACUGAAGCAGCUUUGUUGUGAGCGUUAAGAAGUAUCACAAAUUGGUCCUUCCAUCCUUACUAUUGAAACCACAUCUAGUCAUUACAUUAAAGAUAGCUUUUUUUUUUUUUUUUAGCCCAAAACUAUGUUUCAGUCGAGAACUUGGUUUUUAGGGCCAUUUCCUUUAAAUACCUAGAAAUUCUGAUUUAUAAUGGAACUAUUGUGGCAACUUUAAAAGGGGACUUUUCACACUAGGGCAGAACUGCAACUAAGCAUAUUUGCACAAAAAGGGUCACAUAAAUUACUUUACUUGUAGCAUAGGGCUUGCUGUUACUGUUUCUGUAAACAAGAAAAAUCAAAACCCAUAAGUGGGAAAUGUAUUCCAGGUCUGAAUUUUGUGUGUGUGUGUGUGUGUGUGUGUGUGUGGGAGAGGGGGAGAAAAAAGGAGGAAUUUCUCUUGGAUUAUAUAUUUUUCUCUACCAGUGACUUGCUCUGUAAUGUUCAGAGGUUAUUUAAUCUCUCUGCUUCCAUUUUUCCCAUCUCUGAAAUACGGGUGGUGCACUCGGAAGUUGUGAUUAAUUAAGUAAUAGUUGGAAAACACCUUGAGCUUUUUGGACAGUAGGUGCCUAUACACUUCCAAAGUAUGUGUAGGUUCUCCCAGUCUGAAAGUCCCUUUUUAGUUGUAAUUUUUUGAAUGGUGAUGCUCUAAUUAGCAAUUUCUAUUACAGCACCUCUAGUAUUUAUGUUUAAACAUAGAGCACUUGAUAUUUAAAGUAACACUGAGUUUAUCUGCCUCAGUUAAAUUAAAGCAGGGAGAGAAAUGACAGAUGUAUGAGCCAAAGAUGCAGAUUAGCAGUGCAGUUAGAAUUAAGUGACCACAGAUACAGUAUUUUUUUUUCUUCAUGAUUUCUUAAAAUUGGACCUGCUGUUAUAGUAGCUCUUGAUAUAUGCAUCAGUUUACAAAUGUCUCUAAAUGGAAUAAGCUUUGUCUAAGUAAGAUAUGCAUGGUUGUUUAACUGGUUAAAAGUAGUGCGUGUGGUCCCAUUCAACAUAUUUAAUAUGAUAUGGUUAAUUAAUGAAUGUUAACAUUGGCAUUGCUUAGUAAACUGAUUUAGUCAUGACAACUUUUUGCUGUAGCUGUUAGAGACAAUCUCAAGGGCUGAAAAACUGAAUGGAUAGUCCCAUUAGUGGACUAACAGAAUCAUGUACAGUAACUUUUGUAUAGUUUCAGGUGUAAGUUAUACAGUCCUUUUGGUGAUAUUUACAGUAAUAACUACUGUAUUCAAGAAUGUAUUUUAAAAAUGGCUUGGAGAGUAUUGUCUCUGGGCAAGCUAUACAUGAUGCUAUGUAAUUGCUAUAUAGAGUAGUUGAGCUGAAUUAUGUAAACCUGACUUAGGACCUUGUUACACGUCAGGUUGUGAGCCCCACAGAUGUUGACUGACUAACUUGGAGUUUGGAGCAGUCAUACCCUUAGUCUAGAAACCUUGUCUCGCUGUCCCGCAUCUGCACAGCUGUGACUUGCCACUAGACGGCUGGUGAGCAGAAGCAAGACUGGGAGCUGCAGCUGUGAGUUGCCACUAGAGGGCUCGUGAACCAAGACAGGCUUCUAUGGGCAGGGGUGUAAGAGAUCCUGGGAUACUGGAGGACUUCAACUUGGGCAGCAUAUCUGUGGGAAGUGGCCACACGGUAAUGGAACAGGAGCUGGGUAGUGCAGAUCAGAAAUAAUCCUGCCUAAAGGGGUGUCACUUUGAGCCACAUAAUGAGCACUUAAAACCACUUUAAGGUGUUAAUGUGCAGACAAUCCAGGGGUUAGGAGUUCCAGGAGCUGCCCAAAAUUACUGUGUAACAAGGCCCUUUGAUUCUUAGCUUUCGUUGUGUGGGUUUCUAGUGCGUAAUCUUGUAAUUUAUUUAGGUUGCUAUAACCAUUCAAAACUGCCAGUAGAGCCAAAGUGGUUUUUUGCCCUGAUCAUUUAUUCAAGCUUCUAUCCACUCUCCCACAGCUACGUAAUGCCACAUGCAGUAUUCUUCAAUGAAAUCAUAAGGGUCCAGUUAUGUCAAUGACUAUGUGGCUACAGUGGACAGCCAGGAUUUAACUGGAGGUAGAAUUUGGCUCUUUGGAUUGAAUUGAGAAAUCAAGUUUUCCAAUGAGGGGGUAAAAAGCUCUCUCCCUUAAGCUAAUCAGCAUUUUAAAAUUUGAAAACAGGUCAGUGUAUUUUAAAGAUUAUCUAAACAGACUAUCUUAUAUCAAGAGUUCAUUAGCAAUAGCAGUUCCACUGCUGCACACCUUUGUGCCUUUUUUUUGCCCGCAGUAAAUGUAUAUUCCCUAAACAACUUUAGAUGCAAGAAUGUCCAUUUAUGAUUGCACCUUGUUUCCCCUAACUACAGAUCUUCUGUUCUUAGGUUUUUAUAGUAAAGACCCUCCUACAUAAUAUCUAGAAAUAAUCUCUAAGUACUGUAGGUACUAGGUAUAAACUUUGGAAGUUAGUCUGCUUUUAGUAAUCUCAGAUUUUAUGUACAUGAAAAGUGAGCUGGAGACUCAAUCAGAAAAUGUUUGUUGUAUAUCUGUUAACUACAGGAUAUCAUUUGGUGAGCAUUGGAGAGGAGGGUCUAGCGCUACCUUUUAAAAGCACAGCUGACCUAUGUACUGGAUCAGUCCUUAUAAAGACUGGUAGUUUUGUAAAUUGGGUUCAAUUUUCGAACCACUUAGAAUACCUCACAUGUAAAUAGAGUUGUCAUGACUUAAUCUGAAUGUGUUCAGUGUAAAGGAGCUAAGGAGCCACUGGCUGGCUUGACUUUAGCCUGUUGUUCUUGCCUCUUUUUGUAAUUUUUUUUAAAGUAGGGUUUACAGCUAGAAUUUUGAAUGCCAAAGUUCUAUUUAUUAAAUAAUAAAGUUUUCCUUGUUACUGGCUAGUAUUUUUCCACUGGAAGUUUGUUUGAUGUUUGGGAUUUGUAUCUACAGAGCAGAAAUAAAUUUUGUUACAAAAUGAGGUGGUUUUUUUUAUCCUUGUUUGUAUGUGGUCAUAACCAGUGUGGAUUGAGGUCGCCUUACACUUAACACUGUAGAAACAAGGAGACGGGUGUGGUCUCUCCCCCAAAAAGGACAAAAGCAGGCAACACCUUGUGGAGAUGGAGUGGGGUGGGGAAGGGAAGAUGUGUAAUGCAAGCAAAUGGGAGUGGAGGUAAGAGGGUAAUUCCUUAAAUUCCUUCCUAUACUCUACCUAAAUACUGUCAUCCUGGUACCAAUUCUCUAAACUUUUUGCUUCGUGUUUAAUUCUUUGUACAGUUGAUGCCUUAAUAGCAGUACAUCAGUGCCCUGGUACUAUGCUGCUCUUAAAAGGCUGUUUUUUUAUAAGGAAAUAUCAUCCAAAUAUUCAGUAGGGGAAACUUUCCAAGGAAUAAGUGAUGGUUGCUCUUAAAGAAGUAUCACCUGUGGUGAUUUGUUGCUAGGCAAUAGGAAACAGACUGUUGUGCUAUUAAUAAAUUAUUUGUUGCUUCAUUAGGAAGAGAACACUGAGCCCCACAGAUGUAUGGUAAAAUCUCU